CUCCCUCACUCUCUCUCCCUCACUCGGGCGGAUCCGGACAUUCACCGACCCGGGGAGACAGAGGAGGACUGUUGUUGUCAUUUACUUUAAUUUCUUUAUUUUCCCUCAAAGUUUAGCAAGAUAGGUGUUAAGAUGUCAGCCCGCAGAGCCACACACGCCGGCAGCUGGUACACUGACUCAGCCACAGACUUGGCCCGUCAGCUGGAGAACUGGCUGGGACAGGCGGACCUCUCCCAUGGACCAGCGCGCGCCAUCAUUGCUCCACAUGCAGGUUACCAGUACAGCGGUGCCGUUGGUGCCUACGCAUAUCGGCAAGUGUCUCCUGUUGUCGUGAAGAGGGUGUUCAUUCUCGGCCCGUCACAUCAUGUCCGGCUAUCUGGCUGUGCACUGUCCUCCCUCACCAAGUACCGGACACCCCUCUACGACCUCACCGUGGACCAGCAAGUAUACAACGAGCUGUACCAGACGGGCCACUUUGAGACGAUGAGUGUGUCGGCGGAUGAGGACGAGCACAGUAUUGAGAUGCACCUCCCCUACGUCGCCAAGGUUAUGGAGGACUUCCGGGACCACUUCACCAUCGUCCCAGUGCUGGUGGGGUCCCUCACGCCAGAAGAGGUGUUGUACGGACGUCUUCUUGCCCCAUACCUUGCUGAUCCCCAGAGCCUGUUUGUGAUAUCCUCUGACUUCUGUCAUUGGGGUCAACGCUUCCGCUACACUUACUACGACCGCUCUGUGGGGGAGAUCUGGCAGUCCAUACAGAAGCUGGACAAGCAGGGCAUGAACCUUAUCGAGACCUUGAACCCCAGUGCCUUCACCGAGUACCUGAAGAAGUACGGCAACACCAUCUGUGGCCGCCAUCCCAUCGGAGUGUUGCUCAAUGCCGUGGCCACCCUAAAGACCACCAACGGGCACCGCAUGAUGCUAAAGUUCCUGCAGUACGCCCAGUCCUCCCGCUGCUACACCUCCUCAGACUCCUCCGUCUCCUACGCCGCAGCCUCCCUCAUAUUUGAGUAGACCUUGGCACCCGCAGGGGGAGGGGGACACAUCGCCACACCUGCCCCGCCCCAGGCCACCUGGGGGCCAGCCCGGCCCGGCUGGGCGCACCCCCUGCCCACCGGCAACUUCCCCGAGGCCUGGCACUGCCGGUGCUCCCGGUGGCCUGUGGUGGAGCGGGAAGCACCCUUCCUGCCGGCACUGUGCCUGCAGGGCUGGCUUUGUGGCCUGCACAGCUCCUGCCCCACCUGCCGAGGACCAGCCCCGGGGCCCGCCCACCAGUGCGACAUGCACUUCUGACGGCGCCAGCAGCCCGGCGGGGCGGCGCAGUGCUCCGUGCUGGCCAGGCAGCCCCGGCGGUGGUGUGCAGCUCCAGCACCAGGUGGGUGAGUGUGGCCUGUCCUCCCUCCUCCACUCACCUUCACCCUGCCUCCCAUCUCCCCCCUCCAUCCCGUGCCCCCCUGACCCACACUCUGUCACACACCGCCAGGGGAGUCUCUCAUUCCAGCGGCCCUUGGAUGUGGCGGCAGCAGCAGCAGCAGGAGGUGUUGUUGUUGUGUUGUGUUGCGUUGGAUGUUGCUGCCUCACCACCCUGGUGGUUUGUUUGGUGACACACUGCGCACAGCUUGGUGUCCAUGGCUGUUUUGGGACAAUGCCUCAGUCACCACGAGUCACUGCGAGUCACUGGGAGUCAGGCAACUACAGUGAAUAUGUGAGACAUUCAGAGUCCAGAGUGUUGAUCCCACCUGUGGCCAUGUGCCUCGGAGCAGAGUGAGGAUCGUCUGCCUCGGCCUUACCUGGACGUGCUCAGAAGGUUCAGGCAGUGUGGUGGUGCAUGGCUGUCACUGCGCCACACUGGUCACACCUUGCUCAGUGUGAGGUGUCAGACCAGCUAACAGUGGUCUGUGAUUCCUGCGUCUGUCUGACUCUGUACUGCAUAUUGAUGCACUGCAGAGGAUUAUUGCCACAAAGAUUGAGACAUCCACACUCACAAUUAAAGAAAAAUUGGCAUGUGACAUUCAAGAUUCCAGGGUGAGGUGUGUGCCACAGAAAGUGAAAAGCACACAGACACUGGACAUGUGGAAAUUUAGGAGCAAAGAAUGAAUUAUGAGCAGCAUUGUCCGACCCGCUCCUAACACUGACCGCAGCCACCCUCACCCUCCCUACCUAACCCUGUGCUGCCUGACCACUCUGCCUUGCAACCCCUGCCAGCACUCUCACCAUACCCCAGCAGACGGAUCGCAGGACAGCACCACCAGCCACCCCAGCCACCCACACCAGGCAUUCUGUGCACUGACACCCACACUGCUGGCCGCUGAACCCUGCGCUGUGAUGGCACCUUUCAACACCACCAAAGCACUGUACGGAAUCUUUACAAGCAAGUACAGGAAAGGAGAUAAAAAAAGGAACAUGUUUAGCCAUUUCUAGCCAGUAUAAUGUCUGGAGGCAGCUGUACAAUGAGAGGAAAAGUCUCAAAUGUGAUAAGGGAUCAUGAAAAAUGGACCAACAAACACUGAAAGGAUUAAAUCAAAAACGGUCUGAGAGAAAGGGUUGCUAUUGAAACACACCUCCUCCUGGCCACUGCUGCUGCUGCUGCUGCCGGCCACGCCCUCGGGACACCCCUAGGCCGCCCCACGAGGCCACCCCUGUCCCCCGUUCCCCCUGCGGUGCCCCUCGCCCAGGCCACAUCAAGCUGUGAUCGUGCCGUGGGAGGCGACAGGCCGAGCCGACCGCCGCACUUGUCUGCCGGUCGAUUCACACUGUUUUUGUUUUCGGUGAUUGAGACUCAGGGUCAUUUUAUAUCAAGUGCUUGUAUGUGCCGAUGACAACAGCGACGCAAGUAUGUGUGUGCGAGGUGAUUCCGUUUGGCUUCUGAUGUCAUGUAGCCUAUUCAUUCUGUCUGUCUGUCUUGGCCCCCUCCUUCCCUCCACCUUUAUUUACACUCUGCUUGUCUUCUUGCCCUCCAUUCAUCACAACUAACCUUUCAUUCCUCGCCCUCUUUGCCUAUUCAUUCUGUCUGUCUUAACCCCCGUGCCCUUCCUCUCCCCUUUCCCUUCAUUUACAUGGCCUCUUUCCCCUCACCCUUUUUGCCUAUUUAUCCUGUCUGUCUUAACCCCCGUGCCCUUCCUCUCCCUUUCCCUUCAUUCACAUGUCCUCUUUGCUCUCUCUCCCUUCCUUUACACUCUGCUUGUCUUGCUUUCCAUACAUCACUAACCUUUCAUUCCUUGCCUUUUUUGUCUCUUUGUUCUGUUUAUUUUAACCCUUGCCCUGACCUUCCCUUUCCUUAUAUUUACUUUCCCUCUAUCUUGCUCCCCAUACAGCACAAUUAACCAUAUAUUCCUCACAUUUCUUCCCCUCUAUCUCCCUACAUUCCAAAUAUUUCUCACACUCUACUGUCUGUCUCCUCACUGCCCUUCUCUUCCCCGUCAAUUUCUCUUCCAUUUUUCCUUCCCUUCUAUUUCCGUACAUCCCAAUAACACACCAUCUCUUGUAGCUUUGUUCCAUCUACUGCUACUGUCCCAUUCCCUUCUUCUCCUCUCCCUUUUUUGCCUCUUGCUCAUUAUACAUCCUAAACAUUAUCUCAUAUUCUUUAUUUUUUUCCAUCUCCCUUGUCCUCCUCUCUUUCUUUUUAAUUCUCUUUUUAUUCUCCUUUUAGCUCUUCAAAUGUCUUAAACACCAUCUUUUUCUCCCCUUUUUGCUUCUUCUUCCUUUGUAUACAUCCUAAACACCAUCUCAUACUCUUAUUUAUGUGUGUAUCUCCUCUGUCCUCCUCUCUUUCCUUAUAUUCUCUCUUUUUCAUCUCUUUUUAUCUCUCCACAUGUCAUAAGCACCAUCUUUUCUCCCUCUUUUGCUUCUUCUACCUCUUUAUUCAUGUUAUAUUCUUUAUUUUUGUGUGUCUGUGUGUAUCUCCUCUCUCCUCCUCCAUUUCCUUAUAUUCUCUCUUUUUCAUCUCUUUUUAUCUCUCCACAUGUCAUAAGCAUCAUCUUUUCUGUCCUUUUUGCUUCUUCCUCUGUAUACAUCCUGAACACCAUCCUCUAUACUGUCAAAAGUGUUCAUUAUCUGUUCCAAUUCAUUUUUAUUUAUUUAUUCAUUAUUAUUCAUUAUUAUUUAUUUAUUUAUUUAUUUAUUUAUUUAAUUUUUUGGUUUGUGUCAUAUGCUAGGUUAGAUUGUUUUUAUUUUCUUAUUCAUUUAUUUGUGUUUCUCUGCUCAUUCUCCUUAUCUUCCUUCUGUGUGUGUGUGUGCGUGUGUGUUUGUGUUUCCGUGACUUGAAAAAAUGCAUUCCGUAAGUGUUUUUCUUCCUUUUCUUGAUUCGUUUUUCUGUUUACAUAUUGAUGGAUGCAGUUUCUCUUCCUAUCCUGCAUUUCCUUUUCCUUUUUCAUCCAUUAAUUCAUCCAUCUGUGCAUUUAUUUAUAUUUUUAUUACUUGACAAUUGGGUUACAUUUGCUAGUUAAAAAAAAUAUGUCGCUGUUUCAAUUAUUAUUAUUAUUAUUGUUUUAUUUUUAUUUUUUUCAUUUUAUCUGUUUUGAAUUUUUUUUUUUUUUUCAUGGUGUGUAUUAAAAUGGUGUGUUAUUUGAUUGUUUUUUCAUAUUUCUCAUUGGAAGGUUGAUGGAUGGAUGCAGUUUAUCUUCCUAUUCUGCAUUUCCUUUUCCCUUUUCAUCCAUGUAUUCAUCCAUCUAUGCAUUUAUCUAUUCAUGGUACAUUUUUUAUACUUUUUGACAAUUAGGUUACAUUUGCUACUUAAGAAAAAUAUGUCUGUUUCAAUAUUUUUUUUUUUCAUCUAUUUUGAAUUUCUUUUUCUAUGGUGUGUAUAAAAAUUGGAUGCUAUUUAAUUAUUUUGUUAUUUUCUCUCAUUGGAAGGUUGAUGGAUGCAGUUUCUCUUCUUGUUCUGCAUUUCCUUUUCCUUUUCCUCUAUUUAUUCAUCCAUCUAUGCAUUUAUUUAUUCAUGAUACAUUUUUUAUUCUUUCUAACAAUUAUUCACACAUUAUUAUUAUUAUUUCUAUUUAUUUAUUUAUUUAUUUUUCUAAGUAUAUGACUAGCAAGAGUGACAUGAAUGCUCCAUAUCACUAUUAUUAUUGUUACUUUUAUCAUUAUUUUAUUUAUUUUAUUAUAAUUUUUAACUGGGCUAGCCAACAUCUUUCAUUUUGCAUAGAUCUUGAUUUGACACUGGCUACAUUACAGUAUUUAGUGCGAGUGUGACGUGAAUGCUUUGUUUAUUGCAGAUUAUUAUUAGUUCGUUUUAUUAUCUUUAACCCCUUCAGUACUGGGACACAUUUUUACCUUGACCUUUGGGUAUGAUUAGGUGAUUUUAUUGACAUUAGGAAGGGUCUAUGGAGGUCAGAAGGUUAAUGGCCAGGGUCUUCACCAUUUUGACCCCUGGGACGCAUUUUUACAUUGAAUUUCGGGUAUGGUUAAGCGAUUUUAUUUGUAUUAGGAAGGGUCUAUGGAGUUCAGAAGAUUAAUGGCCACAGUCUUCACUACAAAAGAUGCACUGAGGUUCUAGUUAAAAUUGAGGAUAUAUGUGUUAAAAGGUUAUAAUAUUGUCUUCUAUAUGAUUCCUUUUUUUCAUUUAAGAGUGGCACUUUAAUAACAACAAAAGAAACACUGAGGCUCUAGUUAAAAUUGAGGAAUAUACGUGUUAAAAGGUUAUAAUAUUGUACAGCAUCACCAAACAGUAACCAGAAUAUAAAAAUGCGUCAUGGUACUGAAGGGGUUGAUAACUAGCAGCUGUAUUCCUCCCUGCUUAGAUCUUGACUUGAUAUAGGUACACAGAUUAAGGAUUCAUGUAUUGGGCUGGUGUUGUGCGUAGGUGACCAGCAAGCUUUAUAUUUUUACACUCUACCUGUUACUGGAGUCUUCUUUGGUCCUUGCCUCAUCGUCACCUUUCAUACGAGCUCUUAUCUAAACAUAUUUCUUUUUGUGUGUGUCUGUGUGUGUGUUUGGUUGCAAUUCAGUGUUUGUUUUGCUAGUUUCUUUUGUUUUUUAUUCAGAAAGUUGUGUCAUUCAAGAUUUGAGUGUGUUUUCAUCUAGGCUCUUAUCAAAAACACAUUUCAGUUUCAUUUUCGUGUUUGUGUGCAAUUCAGUGUUUGUUUGAAUAUGGUUAUUUUUGUUUUGUAUUCGGAAAAUUAUGUCGUUAUAUGAGUGUAUUUUCGUAUAGGCUCUUUUCAAAACACAUUUCUUUUUUCUUUUUUGUGCUCUUAUCAAAACAUAUUUAUUUUAUGUACUAUUUGGUUGCAAUUCAGUGUUUGUUUGCCAGUUUCUUUGUUUUUUUAUUCAGGAAAUUGUGUCAUUCGAGAUUUGAGUGUGUUUUCAUCUAGGAUCUUAUCAAAACACAUUUUUAUUUUUAUUUUCCUGUUUGUUUGCAAUUCAGUGUUUGUUUGCCAGUUUCUUUAUUUUUUUUAUUCAGGAAGUUGUGUCAUUCGAGAUUUGAGUGCGUUUUCAUCUAGGCUCUUAUCAAAACACAUUUCUUUUUUUUAUUUUGCAGUUCAGAGUGUAUGUUUGAAUGUGGUUAUUUUUGUUUGGUAUUUAGAAAGUUAUGUCAUAUUAAAUUGAAUUUAUUUGGUUCAGUUUGUAUCAUUUUUAUUGGAAUUAGUUAGGUUUUCUUUAGGCUUAGAAUUCACUUCAUGUCACCUUUUCAAUUUGAUGGAAUUUGUUGAUGUUUUGCUUUCUUUUUUUUUUAUAUCUUUAUUUAUUCAUUUAGUUAUUUAUUAUUAUUUUUUUCAUGUCUUUUUGAAUGUGGAUUUUUUUUUUUUUUUAUACGUUUAGAAAGUCACUUCAUAAAAUCCUCCAAUGAAUGUUAAUCAUGUUAUUUGUACAAGAAAGUCACUUCAUGUAAUCUUUGAAAAUAUGAUGCAGUUUCUCUUAUUUUUUUUUUUCUACAUUAUUUUCAUUUGUUUUUUGUAUUGUUUACCUAAAUUUUGAAAUGCCAACAACUUUCAUUACCAUUA
This is a messenger RNA of Portunus trituberculatus (swimming crab), 6938 nucleotides long. RefSeq names its product protein MEMO1-like. Lineage: Eukaryota; Metazoa; Arthropoda; Malacostraca; Decapoda; Portunidae. The record is from RefSeq and is a predicted model, not a curated record.